GAAGGAAAUGCGUUUUUAGCUCAGGAGCAUAGCACAGUAGGAGCAGCUUUUCUCUCCUCCGUUAACGUUUGCCAAGACUUGCUCGAACCGAGCUCCGCUGUGUUUACCCCGGCUACUCUGCGUGCAGUCCUGCGGACCCACAUGAGUCCCGUGGGCCGCUGUGAUUGAUGUUUUGGUGAAGCGCCAGCAGUUGACGGAGUUUUCCUCUGGCCCAAGAAGGUUGGUGAAUGUCUUUCACUGGGAGUUUGUUUAUCUGUAGAGACUGGUUUGCCUGCUCCCUGGCUGCUGCGCCUGGUGCUUCAGUUGGGCUUGGGGAAGAAGAGUUUCUAUCAGAAAAUGGGUAAGAAGAGUCGAGUGAAAACUCAGAAAUCAGGCACUGGUGCUACAGCAACUGUGUCACCAAAAGAAAUCUUGAACCUGACCAGUGAACUGUUGCAGAAAUGCAGCAGUCCUGCGCCUGGUCCUGGGAAGGAGUGGGAAGAGUAUGUGCAGAUCCGGUCCCUAGUUGAGAAAAUACGGAAAAAGCAAAAAGGUCUCUCCGUUACUUUUGAUGGAAAAAGAGAAGAUUACUUUCCUGAUCUAAUGAAGUGGGCCUCUGAAAACGGGGCUUCUGUCGAGGGUUUUGAAAUGGUUAACUUCAAAGAAGAGGGCUUUGGUUUGAGAGCAACCCGAGAUAUCAAGGCAGAAGAAUUAUUUUUAUGGGUUCCUCGGAAAUUACUAAUGACUGUUGAAUCGGCUAAAAAUUCAGUGUUGGGGCCCUUAUAUUCUCAAGACCGAAUUCUUCAGGCCAUGGGAAACAUCGCACUGGCCUUCCAUCUGCUGUGUGAGCGAGCCAGCCCCAGCUCCUUCUGGCAGCCCUAUAUUCAGACGCUCCCCAGUGAGUACGACACCCCUCUCUACUUCGAAGAGGACGAGGUUCGGUAUCUUCAGGCAACACAAGCCAUUCACGAUGUUUUCAGCCAGUAUAAAAACACAGCUCGGCAGUACGCCUAUUUCUACAAAGUCAUCCAGACCCAUCCUCAUGCCAACAAACUGCCCUUGAAGGAUUCUUUCACUUAUGAGGACUACAGGUGGGCAGUCUCUUCUGUUAUGACACGACAAAACCAGAUCCCUACAGAGGACGGUUCUCGGGUGACCCUGGCUCUGAUUCCUGUGUGGGACAUGUGCAACCACACCAACGGCCUGAUCACUACUGGUUACAACCUGGAAGAUGACCGCUGUGAGUGUGUUGCCCUGCAGGACUUCCGGGCUGGAGAGCAGAUUUACAUUUUUUAUGGCACUCGGUCAAAUGCAGAGUUUGUGAUCCACAGUGGUUUUUUCUUUGACAAUAACUCCCACGACAGAGUGAAAAUAAAGCUGGGAGUGAGUAAAAGUGACAGGCUCUACGCCAUGAAGGCUGAGGUCUUGGCCCGCGCCGGCAUCCCCACUUCCAGCGUGUUUGCGUUGCAUUUUACGGAGCCACCCAUCUCUGCCCAGCUUCUGGCUUUUCUCCGAGUAUUCUGCAUGACCGAAGAAGAAUUGAAAGAACAUUUGCUGGGAGACAAUGCCAUCGACAGAAUCUUCACCUUGGGUAACUCUGAAUUUCCUGUCAGCUGGGACAAUGAGGUCAAACUUUGGACGUUUCUUGAAGAUAGAGCCUCGCUUCUGUUGAAAACAUACAAGACAACUAUUGAGGAAGAUAAGUCCGUCUUGAAAAACCAGGACCUUUCUGUUCGUGCCACAAUGGCCAUCAAAUUGCGUUUAGGUGAGAAAGAGAUUUUGGAGAAAGCUGUAAAGAGCGCAGCUGUCAACCGGCAAUACUACCGCAAGCAGAUGGAGGAAAAGGCUCCACUUCCCAAAUACGAAGAGAGUAACCUUGGGCUGUUGGAGAGCAGCGUGGGGGACUCGAGGCUGCCCCUGGUUCUGCGGAACCUCGAGGAGGAGGCCGGAGUGCAGGAGGCCUUGAACAUCAAAGAGGCCAUCGGCAAAGCGAAGGCCACAGAAAACGGGCUCGUAAACGGCGAAAACUCUGUCCCCCACGGGACCAGGUCCGAGAGUGAAAGUUUAAAGCAGGACGGAAGUAAAAGGGCCAUGGAAGACACCCAAGGGUCUUGUUUGGACAGCACGGGUGGAGCUAAGGAGUAGCUCCGCGAGGAGGCUCGAGCUGGCAGGCGGUUCAGGCCAGCAGGAGCUUAGGACAGCCCAUCCCCGUCGCCGUGUUUCCGUGUUGACACUUUUCUUUCUGCAGAGAGGAGAAUAUGUUUUUGCUGCUUUGUACGAAAAUGGUUUUUUUAAGUUAUUUUAAAAAUCUAGCUGCCCUUUUUGAUUAAGAUGGCCAUCUUGCUUCUAGGCGAAACAAACCAGUUAGCAAAUCACAUCAACAAAGGGGAAAGAGGUGCCUUGGCAGAUUCCGCAGGCCUGUUGCGGGCAAAUGUGUUUUCUUCCUGGGGAAGAACGCCAUUCCCCCAUGUGCUGUGCCUUGGUGGGUCUGUCAUCUUGACAGCCAGAAUCAGCGCUCGCUCUGCCUGCCGCCAGCAAAAGCUGGGGGUGGGACUUCAGGCAUUUGGGGUGAAGGCGGGGAAGGUGCACAGCCGAGGCAAAGUGGGAAACCUUGGAGUUGGGGCAAAAGCUUUGGUUUUCCUCCUAAAAAAAAUAACACCGUAGUACCAAAAGCAAAGGUAAGGUGGCACCCUUAUUUUUAAUAGUUUUAAAUGUUGAUGAUAAUCCUAAUUAUAUAAAUAUAUAUAUAUAUAUAUAUAAACACACACACAUAUAUCUCUAGUGAUUUCUAAAGAUUUGUUUACUUUUUGUGUUUUGUUUUACUGUACUAAGAACUUGUCCUUUCUCCUUGAAUCAAAGUAGGACAUGCAUCAUCCUCCUAAUUUUAAAUGUUGGCUCUGAUUUUAAAGCGAUGCGUUUGAUUCCAGCCUUGGUAGAGGGGAGUUUGCAAACACACAGCAGCCUACAGCUUUACGUGGCGGUGUUCAGAGCAAGGCUUUUCUGGUUUUCACAACAAGCUAGAGAUUUUCAAAGCUCCACUUUUGAGUAAAAGCCCUUAUUAAAAGAAAAACAUGAUUAAGA
Molecule: messenger RNA, 3060 nt
Organism: Carlito syrichta (Philippine tarsier)
Lineage: Eukaryota; Metazoa; Chordata; Mammalia; Primates; Tarsiidae
Gene: SETD3
Product: SET domain containing 3
Exons: 14
Coding region: 337-2124 (595 amino acids)
Biological process (GO): peptidyl-lysine dimethylation; peptidyl-lysine trimethylation; peptidyl-lysine monomethylation
Molecular function (GO): transcription coactivator activity; protein binding; protein-L-histidine N-tele-methyltransferase activity
Source: RefSeq, a predicted model, not a curated record